Messenger RNA from Trichoderma virens Gv29-8, 1533 nucleotides. RefSeq lists its product as uncharacterized. The transcript has 3 exons. Gene Ontology annotation, cellular component: SAS acetyltransferase complex. The record is from RefSeq and is a predicted model, not a curated record. The coding region runs from base 1 to 1533 and encodes 510 amino acids. Gene Ontology annotation, molecular function: histone acetyltransferase activity. Lineage: Eukaryota; Fungi; Ascomycota; Sordariomycetes; Hypocreales; Hypocreaceae.
AUGGCCUCCAUCACCCGCUCCAACCGGCGAGCUGAGGGCCUUCACCUCUAUGACCGUAACGUGAACGCCAGCCCCCUCACGCGCUCGGGGCCUGGGCCAAACUCCUUCCACCACGGCGCUGCGGCGGGCGGUCGCACAAAGCGAGCCCUCGACGUGGCCGAGCGCGAGUUCGAGGCCAUCCGGCACAAGAAGACGAGAAUCGCCGUCGAGAUUCUUGCAAAACCCCAGCUGCCUCUCGAGACUGUGAAUGUACAACCGCCGAUACCGCGACGAGCCACAGUGGCGAGCAGCGCAAGUAGGCAGCCUGUCCCCCCUGUGCAGCCCACCAAGCCAGCGGUGCCCAUAUCCGCAGAACCGGAGCCGCACAACUCCAGCCUGACGAAGCACCAGGCCAAAGUAAUAAAUGGCAUAAGGCACGAGCUGGAUCGCCUGCAGCCGCUGCACGACGAUACCAAGGAGCAGGGCCGCAAGCUGCGGUCGCAGGAGGCGACCAGGUUCAAGAGCGACCUCUCUGCCUAUUUCCCGGACUACGACGAAGUAAUAGGGAACGACCCCAAAGAAGAACAUUUGCUUAACCCUGAGACGCCCAUUAUCAUUAUCGAUACCAGUCUGUCGCGCGCGAUUCCCGAUGCUCAACGUACAGCGCCUCGACCCCACCACCAAAACCUCAGUGGCGUUGAUUUUCCUGUCAGAGGAUACGGAGAUGCCUUAUUCACUGAUGUAUUCGACUCUCAACGCAUCGACUUUGGCUUUCUAGAAGCCCAGCACAAGAACAAGAACAUUGAAGAUCCCUUACCUGAUGCUCUGUUUGAACCGAUUCAUAAAAAGGCAGAGAGGGUUGAACGGUCGAUCCGCAAUACUGAAAAAGGUCGUGCACAGCAUGAAAAGGACCAAAUCAUCCGGCUCCUCGAGGGCCUCCAAGGCCACGACUGGCUAAGGGUCAUGGGUGUCAGUGGCGUUACCGAGACCAAGAAGAAGAAGUUUGAACCGGCUAGGAUGCACUUCAUCAAGGGCUGCCAGGCUAUACUGGCCAAAUUUCGUAAUUGGAAUCUGGAGGAGAAGCGGCGGAAGCUUGAGAAAGAGAAGGCUCUCGCGGAAAAGGCGGAGCAAGAAGAUGAAACAGACAAUAGCGAUGAAGAAUCGCAACAAAGGGAGGAUAGCUAUUCUAAGGAGAACGAUGCUAGUGAGACGUCCUCGCCAGCCAAGCAACUGCGACGAGAGGCCAGGGCGAGAUCAAAACUAGCGGCUGCAAACUCCAAGAGGUCACGGCCUGCUAACAAACCCACACCUCCAACAAGGCCCCCAGAGCCCCCCAAGGAGUUCAAGUCCUUCUUCACCAAGAAGUACGAGCGCGAGAGCGCGCUCAACCGGCAAAGACGAGCUGGUAGAAAAGUCCUUGCCUGGGGCCACCCAGUCCCUGACAUACCUGAAGCCGACUUCGUUUUGCCGGAGGAGUAUCGGAAUGAGGAAACACUAAAGGCUCGUGAGAGGAAGAAGCGCAGAGAUAGGCGAGAGCGGCGGACUUCGAAAUAA